UAGUCAACCCUAUAGCUCAAUGCUCGUGCGGUGGCCUUGGCGACCAAAUCCAGCAGCUUGAUAGGCUGGAAUCACAUGACUCUGUUAAUCGCGAGUGUAUUUCCGCGUCCACAAGGGGACUUUAGCUCUCUCUCCAGCGGCUUUGAAUAAAAUCCUGAAUAGGAGGAGGUAUUUUUUGCAUCCUUCGCGCUGUCGUCGAAACGUGUCGCCGAGCUGGGGGGAAAUUCGGGAAAGGGGAGCCGCUCUGGAGCACCGCACAGCACCGACACACGACGCGGCACAAACAUGCUCACUCGGGUUAAAUCUGCGGUGGCCAAUUUCAUGGGAGGCGUUGUGGCUGGUGGCGCUGAAGGUGACUAUUCCGGAUCAGAACUGCCGCUGAAAUUCCCAUACACGAGACCCGAGUUCCUAGGACUGACCCAGGAUGAAAUCGAGUGCUCCGCAGAUCACAUAGGACGGCCGAUUCUCAUCCCCAAAGAGACGAAGAGAUUGCCGUGGGCCACUGGUUACGCAGAGGUGAUCAACGCAGGUAAGAGUUCCCUGAAUGAGGACCAGGCGUGUUGUGAGGUGGUGGUGGUGAGAAAGAGACCAGGAGACUCUACCACCCCCAUUAAGACCCCCACCGCCAAGAGAAGAUCCUCGCUGCCCAACGGAGAAGGCCUGGGGUUGAAGGAGAACAGUGCUGACUCAGAGAGUCUGGUAUUCUACUACUGGGCAUUGUUCGACGGCCACGCCGGCUCCGGGGCUGCAGUAGCAGCCUCCAAGCUCCUCCAACACCACAUCGUCGAGCAUCUCCAGUCUGUCCUCGAGGUCCUAAGGAACCAUGCCGUUUUACCGCCCACCAUCUUCGGUGAGGAGUCUAACCACCACAUGACCCCAGGGAUCCACCGGGCCACCCUGAUUCGGGCCGCGUCACUCCGUGGAGCCGCUGGCGCCCCCAGCUCCCCCUGCACCCCUCCACCACAGAGGUUCUUCACAGAGAAGAAGAUCCAGCACGAUAGCCUGGUGAUGGGAGCCAUGGAGAACGCCUUCAAGGAAAUGGAUGCCCAGAUAGAGAGGGAGAAGCAGGUGUAUAACAUCACUGGAGGAUGCACAGCACUGUGUGUUGUUUAUCUGCUUGGAAAGCUAUAUGUGGGAAACGCAGGAGACAGCAGGGCGAUCAUUAUAAGGGACGGGAAGGUCAUACCCAUGUCCACAGAGUUCACUCCAGAGUCAGAGAGACAACGGCUACAGUUCCUGGGCUUCAUGCAGCCUCACCUAUUGGGUGGAGAGUUCACCCAUCUGGAGUUCCCCAGGAGAGUACAGAGGAAGGAGGUGGGCAAGAGGAUGCUCUACAGAGACUUCACAAUGAAUGGAUGGGCAUAUAAAACCAUAGAAGAUGAGGACCUGAGGUUCCCACUAGUCUACGGCGAAGGGAAAAAGGCCAGAGUAAUGGCCACCAUAGGCGUGACCAGAGGUCUUGGUGACCAUGAUCUUAAAGUCCAUGAUUCCAACAUCUACAUCAAGCCUUUCCUGUCCUGCUGUCCAGAGGUGACGGUGUACAACCUAAACCAAUACGAGCACGGUGCUGACGACGUCCUGGUGAUGGGAACAGAUGGCCUUUGGGACGUCCUCUCCAACAAGGAAGUCAACGAAUCAGUCUCCACCUUCUUGGCCAACUGUGACCCCGACGACUUAUACAGGUACACGAUGGCUGCUCAGGAUCUGGUGAUGAGAGCGCGGGGAGUACUGAAGGACCGAGGCUGGCGGAUCACUAAUGAACGGCUGGGAUCUGGAGACGACAUCUCCUGUUACAUCAUCCCUCUGAUGUACGGAAACCGCCAACCCUAGAACCACCUACAGGCCAUGAAUGGAGCAGACUCCCAUCUCUAUGGCAGACUCCCUCCUCAACCAGCAGUACUGUACCCCUCUCUUUUUGACUCUCUCUCUCUCUCUCUCUCUCUCUCUCUCUCUCUCUCUCUCUCUGUGUCACCCACCUCUCAGUGCUGUACUAUAAGUGAUAAUCCUUCAAGAUGUUACAAUGUUCCCUUCUUCCCUAAACAGGUAUGAGCUUCAGAUUGUGGUAUGUGACCUAAGAUCCCAGUCAUGUGAUGCUGACCUGUGCAGCUUUGUUUCCUGCUUUGCCACAGUGUGGCUUCAGAGGAGUCACUUCCUGAAGUACAGUGUUUCUUUCAGACCUACCAAGGUUGAGUACAGACAGGUGUUUGUCUGGCAGAAAGUGGUUUUUACUAAAAGUAUGUCGUUUUGUAGUAUGUAGUUUUCUAAAACAUCUCACUCGUCUCAACUGGAAAGGGAGGCUGAACUUAGUGAAGAUCACAUUGUUUGACUUGGUGUAGCCUAUGUAAUGAAGAUUCUGUAUCCCUCACCAUAAUCUGACUGAGCAAGGUGCAAUAGUUUACUAUGGUACUGUUUGUGUAUGACUUGAUCUUGUUUUUUCUCAUUGAUGUAAAAAUGGCCAUAGUCAUUCAAAAAAACAACAAGUUAAGAGUUCUAUCUUAUAAUGUAUUCAUAGACCAAGACCCACGUUCUGUUACAAAUCUUAUGAUGUAGCUGUAUAUUUAUUUCUGUUAGAUCAUUAUUUUAGGCUGAUAAUGUUCCAGAUGUUUAUUCGCAUGUAAUGCUGCUUGCUUUGGGAAAUUGAUGGAGAUAUAGUGGAUCAGACUGAACCCAAAGACAAGAGAAUAUUAAGUAUGUUGGCCUACACCACUGCCACUUCAGUCUGUGCCAUUCCAUGCGUAUUUUACUUUUCAAUAUAAUUGAUAAUUACUUUUCAAUAUUGUAAGAGUAUUUAUUUAUACUGACUGAUGUAUUGUCACACUUGAUCCUUCAAUUCAGUGCCAGUAUUCCACUUAUGUCAUACUGCAUCAUUGUUUUAUUAUUUUCAUACAUACCAUGAUAAAACAUAUGAAUUGAUGUAAACACACUAUAUCAUUUCCUACAUGUUACAUUGUAUAUUUUGGUGACAUUGUCAGCUUUGAUGUAUUGUUGACGGUGGCUGAAGUUCUGGAUGAAGUUUUCACAGAUGCCGUGCUCGAAGAUGGUUUCCUAACAUGAGAUACUAAGUUCUGGCUCUUGACUCUGCUAUCUACCCAUCAUACAAUGUGCUACAUUUAGGGCUAUUUCCAAUCAGAUCUGCCUUAACCCACGAUAACUGACAAGUGCAUAGCAGUUUGUGUUUUUAUUUGGAUUAUUUUUGAGGUGUAACAUCGUUGGAGCUGCCAAAUCAGCAAGUGACUCCCGGCAUUAUACCUAUCGCAGACAUUGCCAUUGGAUGCACGAGUCACAUUCGUAUAAAUCCCAUGCAGCCUUGUUGUUUCAAGCUCAAACACUGGAAUGUGUGCUGUAAUCUACACCCCAAUUAGGCUGAAAUCAAUCCUUAUUAAUUUGUUUAAAGAGUUUCAAUUUGAGUGUCACUUUCUAUAUAGCCUACACUUUCUCAUUCUGAACUUCUAAUGCGGGUGGGUUGUAUAGACAGGUGUGGUUUUCAUCCCCCUUGGGGAAGAGCUGCUCCAACGCAGUUACACGGCUGACAUCAUCUAAACAAAAGCAAGGAAAUUGCUAUGCAGUUGUCGGUAAUGGCAGGUUCACGCUGAAACGGAUUGAAUAGGCCUGAAAGGUCUUGCACAGUCAAAUCAUGUUUAUGAAAUGUGAUUAUAUUUGAAUGAAACCAGAUCAAAGUAGGAAAAAUGACUAUUGCUUCUACAUUGAUGAAAGUUUGAUCAUAUAGUUACUGGUCCAUUUCCCCAUUUGGAUUCAGGAGGCGGAUUAUUAAGGGCUUUUUGUGACAUUACAAAAUCCUCUCAUUUUAAUACACCAAUUUAAAUAGGUAUUGCCUUGUAACCAAUAUCGCGGAGGGGAGUGGUUUAGGUAGCUAGUCUAGUGGUGCUACAAUUUGACUGCAGCAUGUCUGCAAAUACAAUGAGGUUUCCCCUAUUCAUCUAAGGCAAAUAUACUUUGGUUUGUACUUUCAUCUGUGUCUGGUGUUAGCUAGGAACUGGUUGGCUCAGUCUUCAGCCAGCAUGGAACAAAAGCGGAAUGGUUCCCCAAAACCCAAGUAAUUACACAUGUCAAACGGGAGAUUCAUCUAAACUUUUUGACUAUCGUUAAUAGUCAUGCUAUAUGGACAUUGCCUGACUCCCUGGACAGUAAAAAAAAAAAAGAAAAGAUACACUCAUCUAGUCCCGGGUCAGACCACCCUUUGCCUCCAGAACAGUUUGAAUUCCUUGGGGCAUAGAUUCCACAAGGUGUCGGAAAUGUUCCACCUGGAUGUUGGUCCAUGCUGACAUGACAGCACCACGCAGUUGCAGCAGAUUGGACGUCGGAACGUGUGGUACGUUCAUGCUGUGAACAGGUUUGGUCAGUAACAAUGUUCAGAUACGCUGUGGCGUUCAAUCGUUGCUCAAUUGGUAUCAAGGAACCUAAUAUGUGCCAGGAAAACAUUCCACACACCAGUACACCACCAGCCUGUACCGGUUGACACCAGGCAGGAUAGGUCCAUAGACCCAUUCUGGUUACGCCAACUCCUGACUCAACAGGAACUGGGUAUCCUCGGACUAGAGGAUGUUUUUUUCACCUCUCAAUUGUCCUGUGUUGGUGAUCGCGUGCCCACGGGAGCCGCCGCUUCUUGUUUGUAGCUGAUAGGAGUGGAACAUGGUGUGGUCAUCUUCUGUAAUAGCCUAUCCUUGAUGAGGAUUGACAAGUUGUGCUUUCCGAGAUGCCGUUCUGCACGCUACUGUUGGACUGCGCUGUUAUUUGUCUGUUUGUGGCCAUCAUGAUAGCUUGUACGAUUCUUUCCAUUUUCCUUUGACCUCUCUCAUCAACAAGCUAUUUUUGUCUACAGGAAUGCUGCUGACUGGAUAUUUUUGGUUUGCUGCAACAAUCUUGGUAAACCCUAGACACUUGUUUGUGAAAAGCUCAGUAGGGCGGCCGUUUCUGUGAUACUGGAUCCGGUGCGCCUGGUACAGAUGAUCAUACCAUGCUGAAAGUUGCAUAGGUCACUUGUUUUGCUCAUUCUAGUGUUCAAUUGAACAGAAACUGAAUGGCUCAAUGCCUGUCUGCCUACUUUAUAUAGCAAGCCAUGUGACUCAGUGUCUGUAGGAGCAUUUUUUGUGAAACCAUGUGCCAUUGCUUUGUGUAUCAGCAAAUUUACUUGAGAUAAUCUCACCGCAACACUGCGUCCAUGUUGCUUGACAUACAGUUGAAGUCAGAAGUUUACAUACUCUUAGGUUGGAGUCAUUCAAACUCGUUUUUCAACCACUCCACACAUUUUUUGUUAACAAACUAUAGUU
This is a messenger RNA of Oncorhynchus gorbuscha (pink salmon), 5288 nucleotides long. Its product is annotated as protein phosphatase 1H-like. The coding region runs from base 286 to 1830 and encodes 514 amino acids. The record is from RefSeq and is a predicted model, not a curated record. Gene Ontology annotation, molecular function: protein serine/threonine phosphatase activity. The transcript has 10 exons. Gene Ontology annotation, biological process: protein dephosphorylation. Lineage: Eukaryota; Metazoa; Chordata; Actinopteri; Salmoniformes; Salmonidae.